Xiphophorus hellerii (green swordtail) is the source of this 3090-nucleotide messenger RNA. RefSeq names its product BARX homeobox 1 (gene barx1). The record is from RefSeq and is a predicted model, not a curated record. Gene Ontology annotation, biological process: regulation of DNA-templated transcription. Gene Ontology annotation, molecular function: DNA-binding transcription factor activity, RNA polymerase II-specific; DNA binding. The coding region runs from base 2064 to 2810 and encodes 248 amino acids. The transcript has 5 exons. Lineage: Eukaryota; Metazoa; Chordata; Actinopteri; Cyprinodontiformes; Poeciliidae.
AAUCUUACUGAUCUGGAAGACACACAUAGGAUAGAAAAGGAGCAUUGGCUCAGUAUGAUAAAAAGCAGCUCCCAGUGGGUAACGAGCCGAGAAACGCUCUCGUCUUUGACGAGGAUGGAGAGCUGGUCGUCAAGUCCCGUCAUUUUCAUUAUGGGAUUUUUAAUUGCGUCAACCCUUGUAUCCUCUCGGGGCAAGUUUUCUUGUUUCGACAACAGCUUCACCAAUAGAUUUGAGUCUCAAUGGCCAGAGGCGGUUCUAGCCUCUUUGGCGGCCUGGGCGAACCACCUUUCCUUUAUGUUAUUCUGCGUACCAUUAUUCUGUGAGGGUCAGUUGGAGUCCAGUAAGCGAGAUGAUCAGACCUACCUCCUGUGUCAUCCUUCUCACUCCUCCACAUUUGGUGACCCGAAGGCAAACAGGUCGAGGUUUAAUGGUAAAACCAGCUCCUCUCAGGGCACGCCUGCUACUGGGGAACCUCUGCUGGUGUCCCUGGUUUCUUUUUCUGGGGCUGUUAAGAUCCCAGAUAUUUGGCUGCAUAAUGCACCUUCAUGGUUUGUCCACCAAAUUUGCUCUUUGUGGGAUUUCCUCUGACGACACAAGGAGCAGUUAUGUGGUCGCCUUGCUGGAUCCGCUGUCCACCGGGGAGUGAUGACCUUGCCUCCGAUUUAUUGACCAGCCGAUUUAGCCUUAAUUUUGUGAGAUUGGUGAUCAGCCGAUACUUACAUGUGAAGCCGAUCUUAUCCCCCGAUCUCAUCUACUUUGGCAAAGGCCUACAAAUUAACCACUGUCCUCUCCUACUCUCUCGUGAGAGGGGUUUGACUGAUAAACCGGCCCACCAGGUCACGUCUGUACGUUCGCAAUUUCACCCCACUACAGCCGACCCAGUGACUUUCUUGCUAUAUUUAGUGACAUUUCAAACAAACAAAAAAAUUGGAAUCAGCAGGUCAGGCUUUUUAAAGAUCGGUAAUUGGCCAGAAAACUACAAUUUCAACCCUAUUUCAAAGUCAGAGUAACUGCUACUAGGACAUAUUAGGGCACUUCAGGUUCUCUUUGCUGACAACCUUCAUAGAGAUACGCUAUUUGUUUCCAGGUUCUAAUACCUGAUGGGGGGCCAACAAUACAACCUGGACUUCUGGAACACCUCAGCAGAACCACAGGUAGAUCUCCUCCGAGCCACGCUGCACUGAUGCAGUAAAUUAUAGAAAAGAAGCCCGGACUGAGAGCAGAUACUAUAUCUUUUGGGUUUUCAUUAGCUACAAUCUCCAAAAGCAACAGAAAUCAAUCUUUGAAAUAUAUCACUCUGCUUGUAAAUAAUACUUAGAAUAUGAGUUUCACUUUUUGAACUCAACUACUGAAAUAAAUGAACGCGGAGUCAGCAAGAUAUGCAGUACAGCUCAGAGGAAACCACUGAUGAGCGUCCUGGGCUGUCACCGACUCGGACCAGCUUCUCUAUUCUCAGCCUGCUCACCACCAUCACCAUCAUCAGGCUAAGAGUUCCUAGUUGAAGUUGCUUCAAGUGUCCUUGCUCCAAGUCCUCAUUUACCUCUGUUUUGAAUAAGUCCACGCAGGACACGCGUGCCUUUGCAUGGAGGUUUAGCUGCGACAAAGGCAGAAAGCUGCAAGGGCAAAUCCCGGGCGGGAGAGAGGGAAGGAGGGUGGAGCCACGCUGGAACUCUUAACUCCAAAAGGCUUAUUCCCGCUCUCACUACCAAGGUGCCGGGCUCCGCGGUCCGCAGGAACAACCCCCCCAGCAAGGCCAUGCACAGGUUCCGGACUCAGGCCAAGUGAUCGCCAUCGGCAGUAAGAUUCCUUCGCAAAAGGAAAAAUAAAAAUAAAAAUCAUCUGGGGGAGGAAAAACAAACAAGAAGAUUAAAUCUCCAUCAAAGGACUUUGGAGAUUAGGCUGCCUGUGUUUGGCAUCUCCGAGCUGCUGACUCGAUGCCGCGGAGGAAAAAAUGACUUGUGACUCGGGCCUCUGAGGGAGCGAUCAUCCGUGUCCGAGCUUUUUUUUUUUAAAUUAUUUUUAUUUAUUUAUUUUUUUAAGUGCCGACAGGCACGGGCCGAAGCAUGCAGCACCCGCUGGACAUGGGCGCCCACUACUACCCGCCCGACGUCCAGCCGGACCACAGGACUCACCGCUACAGGAGUUUCAUGAUAGAGGAAAUUCUGACGGAUCACCCGGAGCACAAAACGUCAGCGCCGGCCGGAGAGCUGCUCAAGUUCGGGGUGCAGGCUCUUCUGUCCGCCCGGCCGUUUCACAGUCAGCUGGUGCUAAAAGCCGACCAGGCGAACCUCCUCAAGUUCCCUUUGUCCCCGCUGUCCUGCACGCUGGGCUCCGCGCUCGGCUCCCCGCUUCUGUCCGCCGCUCCGGGCCUGCAGGUCGGACCCGCCGGCCACCACCUGCCGCUUGACCUGCACCUGCGCGGGAAGCUGGAGCACGGAGCCGACGGCGGCGGGAAGAGCAAGAAGGGCCGGCGGAGUCGCACCGUGUUCACCGAGCUGCAGCUGAUGGGCCUGGAGAAGCGCUUCGAGAAGCAGAAGUACCUCUCCACCCCGGACAGAAUAGAUUUGGCCGAGUCUUUGGGCCUCAGUCAGCUGCAAGUGAAAACCUGGUACCAGAACAGGAGGAUGAAAUGGAAGAAAAUUGUUCUACAGGGAGGAGGGCUGGAGUCCCCCACCAAGCCAAAAGGCCGACCAAAGAAGAACUCCAUCCCCAGCAGCGAGCAGCUCUCUGAGCAGGAACGACCUGCUGGCGACGCCGACCGUCAGUCCGAGGGGUCAAGCUCUCACUUCGAGAACACACAGGAAGAGUGAAGCAAUUCAGCUGGACUCGUGGAACCGCUGGGACGCUCAGCGCUCCUUUAGGAGAACGCUUCCAAGAGACCUGAUAUGCUCCAGGAAGCAGCCGUGUGGUUUUUUUUUUUUUUUUUUUUUUUUGCGUUCCCUCAUGAUGAACUUGCUGCUGUUCAGGAAGGAACUCAAACCUUUGCAGUAGGUCUGUUUUCACCUUCUAAGGACCCACUUUUACUCAUCUGUUUUGCAUUCCUUUUUAUGUAACUGUGCUAUGUUUAAUUAUUAAAUAUAUUUUCAGUAA